This is a messenger RNA of Cladophialophora carrionii CBS 160.54, 1488 nucleotides long. RefSeq lists its product as uncharacterized. Bases 1 to 1488 code for a protein of 495 amino acids. Gene Ontology annotation, molecular function: magnesium ion transmembrane transporter activity. Gene Ontology annotation, biological process: mitochondrial magnesium ion transmembrane transport. The transcript has a single exon. Lineage: Eukaryota; Fungi; Ascomycota; Eurotiomycetes; Chaetothyriales; Herpotrichiellaceae. Gene Ontology annotation, cellular component: mitochondrial inner membrane. The record is from RefSeq and is a predicted model, not a curated record.
AUGAAGAUUGCUGUGUCGACGCUCAGUGUUUCGGGCUUAAACUGGAGCCCGCGCUCGACCCGGUCCCUGCCUCUGCCCCUGCCUCUGGUCAAUAACUACUCCUGGUGCUCCAGACCUUCAAGGACCCAAGCCCAGGUUCAGCGGACUUGCACCCGUUUCCUAUCGUCGACCUGGAUUCAGGCCGGCCCUGGACCGAUCCGUGAGAAUACACGACGGCCUCCAUCCGCGAAAAUCCUUACGCCACGAUGGCCAUCGUCGCUGUCAUGGAGUCGUGCAACAUCCACGCAGAGACUCACCACCAACCAGGACACGCGCCUGGUAGACUCGGCGCUCGACGCCAAGAACGGCAAGAUCACAUGUGUCUAUUUCGACAAGUCUGGCCGCGUGGACCGCGAGCACAAACAGAAACCCCUACAGCUUACAAAGGCGGAGAUCGCGGCCCAGUUCGAGCUCCGCCACCGCGACCUCCGCGAUAUUGACCUGCGGAGCGAGGGAGUCACGCGCAUCCUCGUCCGCCCGUCGACCAUCCUGCUGCAGUUUUUCCAACUCUGCAUGAUCGUGCAGGCGGACGAAGCGCUUCUCAUCAACAAUGCUGCUGCUGCGGUAGGGUCGAAGGCAGAUCCGAACGAAGAUGACGAUGGCCUCGCCGCCGACAUUGACACCGUCACGACGGACAGGAAAGACGACUCUGACCGUGACCAAGCCCAAGCCCGCCAGCAACAGCAGUUCUACAACGACUUCGAGCAACGCAUGUCCGCCCCGACGGCCGAGACGGCCGACAUUCCCGAACUGCCGUACGAGUUGCGUGCCGUCGAGGCGGCGCUCGUGGCCGUGCUCACUUCGCUGCGCGGGGACUUCGUCACCGCACGCCACCAGGCCGAAGAGGCGGCGCGCAGCCUGCGUCUCGACUCGGGCGCCGGCUCCAUCGGGCUGGACCGCGUCUUCGAGCGGACUCGGGCGCUCUCCAAGAUCGAACAGAAGGCCCGCCUGGUGCGCGACACGAUCCGCGACGUCCUCGACGCCGACGACGACCUCGCGGGCAUGUACCUGACGGAUCGGCUGGCGGGGAAGCCGCACGACGUCUCGGACCACCAAGAGGCCGAGUACAUGCUCGAGGCGUACCACAAGGCGGCCGACACCUUGGUCGAGGCGGCGCAGGCGGUGAUUGACAUUCUGCGCAAGAAGGAAAACACGUUCCGCUCGUCCUUGGCCGUGCAGCGCAAUCAAAUCAUGUUCCUCGAGGCGAGGAUUGCCAUCCACACGCUGGGCCUCGCCGCGGGCACCAUGGUCGCCGGCCUGUUCGGCAUGAACUUGGUGAAUUACCUCGAGGAGGCCCCCUACGGCUUCUUCUACAUCACGGGCGUGUGUAUCGUGCUGAGCUCGCUGUUCUCCAUGUACGGCAUGCGGAGUUAUUGGCGCAUCCAGAGUCUGAAGGGCAUCCAGCGGUCCAAAGUCGGUGGUCUUGGUCGGCGUCGGUGGGUGAGCUGA